Molecule: messenger RNA, 895 nt
Organism: Plutella xylostella (diamondback moth)
Lineage: Eukaryota; Metazoa; Arthropoda; Insecta; Lepidoptera; Plutellidae
Product: Niemann-Pick type C-2b
Biological process (GO): sterol transport
Molecular function (GO): sterol binding
Source: RefSeq, a predicted model, not a curated record
UUCAAGUCGAAUGCAGUCUUAUUGUGAUGCCAUAAGGUCGGAGGUGAGAUGGGGGCAUACGGCAGUCUGGGAGGCUACUAAGUGGGCAGAGGAGUGGAAGCAUCAGUGCUUGUCCGCGCCUCGCCCCGGUCAGUCGUCAGUUGCUCCACGAUGGCCCUCCGCUACCUCCUCGCGUGUGUGCUGGUCGCCGCCGCCGCCGCCACAGACGUCAGCCAGUGCCCAGGCAAGUCGGUGGAGAACCUGACGAGCGACGUGAAGCUGGAGAAGUGCGCGGCGCCGCCCUGCCGCCUCAAGAAGGGCACCAACCAGGCCAUCACCGUCAGCUUCACGCCAGACAAAGACAUGUCGGACAUCCGCAACCACGUGACGGCCGAGGUGUUCGGCGUGAAGCUGCCGUUCGUGGGCGUGGACGGCGCCUCCAUCUGCGGCAAGCUCGAGACGGAGAGCGGGGAGAAGGCCAGCUGCCCGCUGAAGGCCGGCACCCGCUACCUGUACCGCGACGCCUUCCCCGUGCUUAAGGUGUACCCCACGCUGUCCACCAAGGUGCACUGGGCGCUGCAGCACAACAACAAGGACGUCGUCUGCUUCGAAGUACCCGCCAGGAUCAGCUAAACAAAAGAACGCGAUGACGCAGCAAAAAUUGACGUCUUUAAAAAUGUAUUAGGGUAAUGAUUUUGUUUUGUCUAUGCCAUGAGAAUGAUCGAAAUAGAAUCGUCAAGUGUAGGCCUAUAAUUCUAUGACUAGGUAAGGAUGUGUGUAUGACAAAGAUCGCGGAAACGCAGUACUGUGACUUUGUUUAACGUGACUAUUAUACUAAGUAGUAUUGAGAAUCGAUUAAAUAGUUUUUAGAUUUAAGACACUAAUGGGAAUAUAAUAUAUUUAUAUUUUUAAUAAG